This is a messenger RNA of Zerene cesonia (dogface butterfly), 1896 nucleotides long. RefSeq lists its product as uncharacterized. The record is from RefSeq and is a predicted model, not a curated record. Gene Ontology annotation, cellular component: membrane. Bases 1 to 1896 code for a protein of 631 amino acids. Lineage: Eukaryota; Metazoa; Arthropoda; Insecta; Lepidoptera; Pieridae. The transcript has a single exon. Gene Ontology annotation, molecular function: ligand-gated monoatomic ion channel activity.
AUGUACUCCGCAACGCUGUGUUUCGUUUUAGUAAACACAGUUUAUUCUGUACUAAGUGAAAAUCCAAUACUUAUGCCAUCUGUUAACUCUGACGAGAGCGUGAAAAUAUCCGAAUGCGUUUUAAAACUGUCCGCUAAGUACUUUGUCGAGAAAAAAGCUUUAAGUGGCAGCAUCGUCAUUCUAGCUAUUAAUCCCGACGAAUUCACAAAGCAGUACCUUUUGCAGACAGUGCAUAAUGGCAUAAAAUAUUCAAUAAUGGUAAAAACACCGUUUUAUCCCCAUGCAAACGCGUCGCACUUUAGAGAAAAAGCCAAAAAUUAUAUGAUGAUAUUGGAAAACAAAACUGACUUAAGGGCUUAUAUUGCAUUACUGAGCAAGUUACCUACUUGGAAUCCCUUCGCAAAAACAAUUAUAUUAUAUGAAAAACAAGAGAACGAAGACAACGAAAGGCUCGCUAUCUCGUUCAUAAACGAAUUACAUCAGUCUAAGUUACUUAAAACCAUCGUUCUAAUAUAUUCUCCAUUAGACGAUGAGAUUAUAGCGUACUCUUGGAAUCCUUAUACAGAAACAAAUUGCGGGGGCAAAUGCGAUUCAGUAUACAUUUUAGACAGAUGUAAAGAUAAUGUUAUAAGGCAAUUAGAGGUUCAAAGGGAAAUGUUUCCAUUAAACUUGAAAGGAUGCCCUUUAUUAACAUAUGCCGUUAUAUCGGAGCCGUACGUUCUGCCCCCAGAAAGGAAACUGAAAACUGAGAUAUGGAACGAUGUCUACGAUUUUCGGAAAGGCGGUGAGAUAAGUCUAAUAAAAAUAAUAGGCCAAUUUACAAACAUGACACCCAUUAUACGCAUGUCCGAGAUAGAAGAGAAUUGGGGAGUCAUUUACCCAAAUGGUUCGGCGACCGGGGCGUAUGCUUUACUUAGAAAUGACUCGGUGGAUCUUGUUAUUGGGGACAUCGAAGUUACUAGAACGAUUCGUAAGUGGUUCAAUCCGACAAUCAGUUAUACGCAAGAUGAGAUGACAUGGUGCGUCCCCCGUGCAGGCAAAGCAGCGACAUGGGAUAAUAUAAUCACCAUUUUCCAAUGGUCCACUUGGGUCGCUACCUUUGGAUGCCUUAUUACCAUCAGUUUAUUAUUCCAUUAUUUCAGCUAUAAAGAGAAUGGCAAAGUUUCCAAAUGGCCUACGAAUUCGCUUUUAAAGUCAUUCGGCAUGCUGCUCGGUUGGAGCGUCUCACUCGACGCUCGAUCUGCUACGUUUAGAAUUUUGAUGUUUGUCUGGCUUUGUUUUAGCAUAAACAUGGGCAUAUCCUAUGUAUCAUUCCUGAGAAGCUUCCUAAUGCAUCCGCGAUUUGAGAAGCAAAUAAGCAGCGAGGCGGAUCUCAUUCAGUCUGGAAUUCCUCUGGGGGGCAGGGAGAUUUACCGAUCCUAUUUUGAGACUAAUAAUGCAAGCUCGUUUUAUUUGUAUCGCAAAUAUAACUCGACAACGUUCUCCGAGGGGAUCCGGCGCGCGGCUUACGGCAGGAAUUUUGCCGUUGUUUCGUCAAGGAGGCAGGCGAUGUAUAUGGACCAGAUUUUAGGUAGAGGCGAGUCGUUGAUUUACUGUUUUCCUGAGAGCCACAACCUUUAUAAAUACGGUGUUGCUUUAUUGGCUAGGGAAUGGUUCCCGCUCCUGGAGAGAUUCAAUAAUAUUAUACGGAGUGUUUCCGAGAAUGGAUUGAUUGAGAAAUGGAAUAAGGAAUUGUUUAUUCGUAUGGUUGGUGCAAAGGGCACAAACACUAUAGUGCCGUUGGGCAUGCAGCAUUUAUUUGGAGCAUUUCUGUUAAUCGGAAUUUUGUAUGUUAUCAUUCUCUGUGUGUUUAUUUGGGAAUUAAUAAUAGGUUAUAUUGAUAGAAAGAAAACAUAA